This is a messenger RNA of Plasmodium gonderi, 2460 nucleotides long. RefSeq lists its product as hypothetical. Gene Ontology annotation, cellular component: RNA N6-methyladenosine methyltransferase complex; nucleus. Gene Ontology annotation, molecular function: methyltransferase activity; mRNA binding. Bases 1 to 2460 code for a protein of 819 amino acids. Lineage: Eukaryota; Apicomplexa; Aconoidasida; Haemosporida; Plasmodiidae. The transcript has a single exon. The record is from RefSeq and is a predicted model, not a curated record.
AUGAACAAUCAAGGAAACUUUAAAAACAAAACUGUUAAUAACAACAAAGGGGAGGGAGCUGCAAUGAAUCCCAAUUUAAAUCCCAAUUUUCAAAACAUCUCCCAAUAUAACAAACAACCUAGUAAUAAUUCGCAACCACAUCAAACAUUUAUUAAUAGUAAAAAUUGCUCCAUGGGGAGCACCAUCAACAACAACUCUAAGAACAACAGUAGGGACAGCAAUAGGAACCGUAGCAGAAACAACUAUCACAAUCCAAAUGUCAGUAACAGUCCUACCCCGAUGAACUACAUUGGCAGCGGUGGGAAUUUCCCAAACCUGCAUAACCAAAAUUGUACCUACAAUCCUGCGAAUUACUCAACUUUGUCGAGUAACAAUGGAGCCACAAAGGGUUCACAGAAUUAUGUAAACUCCACCACCACCCUGGGGCCCAGUCCCCCAAGUAGUAUUCCCCCACCGAGUAAUAUCCCCCCACCGAGUAAUAUCCCCCCACCGAGUAAUAUCCCCCCACCGAGUAAUAUCCCCCCACCGAGUAAUAUCCCCCCACCUAGUAGUAUUCCACAACCUAGUAGUAUUCCCCCACCGAGUGGAAUCCCAUAUAUGAACAAAAACUUCAAUCCCACAAAGGCGAAACCUUUUGGAAAUUACCUGAACAACAAUAUUAUAAACCCCCCUCCACCGAGCAAGAGUGGCAGCAACAAUAGUCUAUAUACUGCCGCAGUGACACCUCCAGAUAGGAGUUGUGGCACAAUGGAGGGUGUACAAAACAUGUUUCUUGUUCCUAGUAAUUUAAAAAGUAAGAAUAAUAACAUGUACACGAAUAUUGGUAAUAACAAAUAUAAUGUCCUAAUGAAAACUAAUCAGCACAUGCCACCACCUCCAGGUGUAAUGAUGAACAAUAAUUUUUCCCCAAGCCAUAGUAGUAUUCCAAAUAACAAUAGCAUAAAAGGUAAUAAUUUUCAUUUGCAAAGAAAUAAUGCGAUGAUAUAUCCCCCUCCUCAGAACAGUGAGAAGAGUAACAAUAUUAUGCUUAACUUACCUCACGGGGUUAACACUGUCGAUAAUUUUCCAAAAGAUAUAAAAAUAAAUGAUGGAAAUUAUCAGGAAAAUUACGUGAAUCCUCCUCCCCCCCUGUAUAAUAAACCAAUGCCUGUUACCUCAUAUCACCUUAAUAGCAGUAAUAUGUAUCCAAAUGAAAAUUACGGGAGUGGCUAUAGCGACCUAGGCGAUGGUAACAGCAGUCUUCAUAGUGGUAUAAUGAAUAACUGGAAACAAAAUGACGCAAAAAAUGGUUUGAAAAGUGGCAUGAAAAAUGGCUUGAAAAGUGGUUUGAAAAAUGGUUCAAUAAAUGGUUCAAUAAAUGCUUCAAUAAAUGCUUCAAUAAAUGAUCCGAAAAACGGCCCAAAAAAUGACCAAAAAAUUGACUCCAAAAAUGCAGUAACGCCAUGUAACAUAAAUGUAGAUGGAAGAGAACGAUUACAAAAUGAUUAUAAUCAAAACUUUGUAAAUACAGGAGAGAGGCCACAAAACUUUAUCCGCGAUAGCGAUGAAAACAUACGGUUUGAUAAGUAUCCAAAAUUGAAACAACUAUUAGAAUUAAAGAAUAUAAUUAUAAAAAAGAGGUCAACCCCAGCUAGAUACAUAAAUUGUGAUUUAAGGACAUUCGAUUUAGGAACGUUAGGUAUAAAAUUUGAUGUUAUACUUAUUGAUCCCCCAUGGAAAGAAUAUUAUGAUAGAAAAAUUCACAAUUUAGACAUACUAAAUAAUAUACACAUAGAUAAUUAUGAUUUAAAUAAUGAUAUAAAUAAUGAAAAGGAUAAAUAUUGGUGUCUUGAUGAUAUAGCCAAUUUAGAAAUUGAAAAAAUUGCGGAAGUUCCUUCUUUUCUUUUUAUUUGGUGUGGAAUUACUCACUUAGAAGAUGCUCGAAUGUUGUUAAGUAAAUGGGGAUAUCGAAGAUGUGAAGAUAUAUGCUGGUUAAAAACAAACGUGAAUGAAAAAAACAAAAAAAUCAAGUAUUUAAAUGAAAUAAAUAAUGAAAAUUCUUAUUUACAAAGAACUACUGAACACUGCUUGGUUGGUAUUAAAGGUGCUGUUAGACGAUCUUUUGACAUCCAUUUAAUUCAUGCUAAUCUAGACACAGAUGUUAUCAUAGCAGAAGAGACAGAUGAAAAUAUUUAUAAUAAUAACAAACCAGAAGAACUUUACAAAAUUAUCGAAAAGUUCUGUCUUGGAAGAAGAAAAAUUGAACUAUUUGGAACCAAUAGAAAUAUACGUAAUGGAUGGCUAACUUUAGGAAAAAGUAUAGAUACUACUCUCUUCAAUAAGGAAGAGUAUACAGGAUGGUUCGAGGGAGACGUUGCAUGGCCAGAGGCAACUUCAUAUGUUGGUGGGAAGUAUAUGGGUACGACUACCGAAAUUGAGAACUUGCGACCCAAGUCUCCUCCUAGAAAUACCAACACCUAA